AUGGUAUGUUCAAUCUAUAUUAUAGACUAUUAUGAGACUUAUACUAACAUGUUUUUUUAGUCCAAACCAUUUAUACCUUCAAAUUUAAAAUUAUCAGAUCUAUUAAAUUAUCGACUUAAAAUAUCAACCGUAGAUAAUAAAAAUUAUAUUGGAAUCUUAUUAAGUUUUGAUGAUAAAUUAAACUUGGUGCUUUCAGAAACUGAAGAAACUAGAAUAAAUAAAAGAACAUAUGCUGAAAUGAGAAAAAAUAAUAGUAAUAAUAAUAAUACUGGCUCAUCUACAAAUAAUAUAAAACCAGUAUAUGAAAAAAGAACAUUAGGUUUAAUUAUAUUAAGAGGUGAUCAAAUUGUUAAUUUAACAAUUGAAAGUACUCCUUUAACUUCAGUAAAAGAUAGGAUUGAAAAAGGUGCAAAUAAAUUUGGUAAAGAUCGACCUUUGGCUAAACCAAGAGGCAAAAUAAAAAAAUUGGCAUAA
Insectozyma verbasci is the source of this 474-nucleotide messenger RNA. The record is from the annotation of a GenBank genome assembly. NCBI's taxonomy places the organism in Eukaryota, Fungi, Ascomycota, Pichiomycetes, Serinales, Debaryomycetaceae.